CAACUUCCGGCGGAUUGUGAGAGGCGGGGUAGAGAGAGGGAGAGUGUGAGUGUCGCUGAUCCCGCCGAGUGAGAGGGAGAGCGCGCAGCUGCCCGGCUUUCGCUUCAUCGACUCGAGUCGCUGCCGCCGCGAUGCCGCGGGGAGGUAAACGAGGCCACAAGGGGAGGGCGAAGCAGUUUACAAACCCAGACGAGAUUGAUGCUCAGAUGAAAGCGGAGAAAGAAAAGACAAAAGAUCUGCCAGAAAAUGCAAGUGACCCCGAUUCUGACAGCAGUGAAGAUGACUCUGAGCCCAAGAAGAAAGGAGUUGAAGGUUUAAUAGAAAUAGAGAACCCCAACCGAAUAGUACAGAAAAACAAGAAAAUAACUGCUUUGGAUCUCAAUCCCCCUAACCGUGAGCUGAGCAGGCGAGAAAGGGAAGAGAUAGAGAAACAGCAAGCACGGGAGAGGUAUAUGAAACUCCACCUGGAGGGUAAAACUGAACAGGCACGUGCUGACUUGGCACGGCUCGCUAUCAUCCGGAAGCAGAGGGAAGACGCAGCCAAGAAACGGGAGACUGAGAAGAAAGGAAAAGAAGCAAAGGCCUAGUGCUGAGUCAGCCCGACAGAUUCAUCUGGUAACUUGGAAGGGACAGGCUGGGGCAGUCAGACUGUCUGCUCCCACACGGCUCAUCUCCUCAGCCCAUCGCAAACAAAAAAAAAUAACCACAAAAAAAAACCCCACCCAUCACACCACAUGCUGCAACUGGGUCCGGCCAGAAGGGGAAAUGCCUUGUUUGAAUUUUUACUCUUCUGGUAGCCAUGAAUAAACGGGUGUUUUUUUUAAUCCAGCCGCGUGCUUUUAGAAGCACCAUUGGCAUUCGGUGAAACGAAGACUGAAAGACUUGCGAUUGUUUAAAAGGAAGUGCCAUGGUCUGUCGGCGCUGAAACAAGUUCGGGGGUUCAAAUAAGUAGCACGACUUUGGAUACCCCCUGCAUUGCCCAGGUCCCACCAACUACAGGCCUGUUAUGAGCUCCAAGUUCACCGCCCUUCCAUCUCAUUGUCAGCUUUCAUAAAUUUAUUAAUAGUGGAACUAAGGUAACCCGGAUUAUAUUUUGGGGGAGGGGUGCAGGUGAGAAUUGCUUGUAAAGGAAAAUACCUGCUGUACAUCUGUGGCUGAUUACAAAUUGGUCUUGUCGGCAAAAGUUCCGUGAGCAUAUUGUUUCAGGGAGGGGUGGGGGACAAUUAAAUGAUUGGCUUCACUAAACUUCCAGGCGUAUUUUGAUGGCAUAACAAGGCUACAGGACUGUUCCAAGGGUGUGGUUUUGUUUUUUAGGGUGAAUUACCGGUGCUGUUGAGUCUGCGUUUUCUCUUCUCUUUUUUUAAAAAUUUUAUUUGAACUCCUAUUUUCAUCACUUUUUUCACUUGCAGAGUCUGGGUGUUUUUUUCCUUUCAUUACUUUUUAGUGCGAAACUUGGCGUGCCAGUAUAUUUGCAAGCUUCAUUGGUUGAUGGUGCUAUGAGCUAAUUAAAAUAAGGAACUGCCUCUGUAGAGGGAAAGGUCA
Messenger RNA from Carcharodon carcharias (great white shark), 1542 nucleotides. RefSeq names its product 28 kDa heat- and acid-stable phosphoprotein-like. Lineage: Eukaryota; Metazoa; Chordata; Chondrichthyes; Lamniformes; Lamnidae. Bases 132 to 587 code for a protein of 151 amino acids. Gene Ontology annotation, cellular component: cytosol. The record is from RefSeq and is a predicted model, not a curated record. Gene Ontology annotation, molecular function: RNA binding. The transcript is spliced from 6 exons.